Molecule: messenger RNA, 738 nt
Organism: Anneissia japonica
Lineage: Eukaryota; Metazoa; Echinodermata; Crinoidea; Comatulida; Comatulidae
Product: dCTP pyrophosphatase 1-like
Exons: 5
Coding region: 99-581 (160 amino acids)
Biological process (GO): nucleoside triphosphate catabolic process
Molecular function (GO): nucleoside triphosphate diphosphatase activity
Source: RefSeq, a predicted model, not a curated record
GUAAAUUUUCUUGAAAACGCGCGAAAGCUUGAGUUUUAAAUUGGAUCCUGGUGUUGGGAAUUAAACAGCAGUUUGUAUUUCGACGUUUAACACUCAAAAUGAUGGCAGGUCAUAAUUCUGAGCAUAUAGAAGUAAUUACUAAGAAACUUAAGGUUGAUAAAGACAGCUUAAUUGAAACUAAAUGUGUUAAUCAUCAAGAAGAAAGCGAAUUCCAGUUCAGUAAGCACACGACGUUGGACGAUAUCCGUGAACUUCAAAAUACAUUCGCUAGAGAAAGAAAUUGGGACCAGUUUCAUCAACCCAGGAACCUCCUACUUGCAAUGGUUGGGGAAGUUGGUGAAGUUUCUGAAAUAUUUCAAUGGAAAGGAGAAGUUAAAGAAGGAUUACCAGACUGGACAGAGAAAGACAAAAAGCAUUUGGAACAAGAAUUAAGCGAUGUUUUGAUAUAUUUAGUACGAUUGGCCGAAAAAUGCCAUGUAGAUUUACCAAAAGCAGCAAUAGAAAAGAUUGAAUUAAACAAACUCAAAUACCCAAUUAAUAAAGUGUAUGGAUCGAAUAAGAAAUAUACAGAAUACCGGUAAAGAAAAGAAAAAUUAGUUUUGUACUGAAAAUAAUAUUUAUGUAAUGAAAUGUGACUGCAUUGUGGUUUUUAGAUUUCUUUAUUUUAAGACUACAGUACAUCUAAUUGUAUUUUAAAAACAAGAUAUGUUUUAAUCCAGAAAGUUAAUUUGGCUUAUU